Messenger RNA from Uloborus diversus, 3778 nucleotides. RefSeq names its product nephrin-like. Lineage: Eukaryota; Metazoa; Arthropoda; Arachnida; Araneae; Uloboridae. Gene Ontology annotation, molecular function: protein binding. The record is from RefSeq and is a predicted model, not a curated record. Bases 129 to 2702 code for a protein of 857 amino acids. The transcript is spliced from 15 exons.
GUGAAAAGACCGGUGAUGUUAGUCGGGGUUCCCGGACCAUCGGCAGAAAGAGGAUAAUCAUUGUCAUCUUCGUUUUCUGCUUGUUAUAUAUUUUUAUCUCUUCAUUGCCGGAUUUUUUCAUCCCUUGAAUGUGCUGGAUUUUUCAAAGGUUAACUAUGAAUGGAUUACAGCAGCAUCGGAAUUUCAAGUUGUGGAUUAUUGUUUGCCAAUACUUCUGGAUAUAUGUAGCAAGCAGCAAGACUAAGACUGUGAUAGAAACUGUGCACGAAUUCUACGCGGUAGCAGGUGGACGCAUCUCCCUCCCUUGCAACAUCAGCGCUCCGGCCAGCGAUGACGUGGUCACCCUGGUACUCUGGUACAAAGGAGACAUGCGCGUGCCCAUAUACACCCUGGACGCCAGAAAGACACCCCUCGAGAAGUCCAAACACUUCCCCAGUUCCAAGUUGGGCAGGCGCAUGCACUUCGACACCCACGUCAAGAUGCCCGGCCUGACGAUAGACCCGGUCCGGGGGGACGACGAAGGGAUUUACAGGUGCAGAGUAGAGUUCAGGAAGUUUAGGACGCUCAGCUACACUUACGAGCUUAAAGUUAUAGUUCCUCCCAGGGAGGUGAAUAUUAUAGAUGAACGAGGACAGAGGAUCGAUGAAACUAUAGGACCAGUAGACGAGGGUUCCAAUGUCACGCUUAUUUGUGAAGCGGAAGGAGGUUCCCCAACCCCCUCGGUGACGUGGUGGCGCGACUCGGUUCUUCUGGAUGACAGCUAUCACAUCACCACGCAGGGAAGUGUACGGAACGACAUGACGCUGGUCAGGCUUCGGCGCGCCGACCUCUCGGCCAUCUUCACUUGCCAAGCUGCGAACAACAACUUAACUGUGCCAGUGGCCAAUUCCGUCACCCUCGACUUGAACCUUCGGCCCUUGGAUGUUCGGAUCAUUAAUGUCGCCCCACACUUAUCCGCCGACAAGAAAGUCACGUUGGAGUGCGAGUCGACGGGAUCUCGACCAAGGGCCAUCAUGACCUGGUGGAAAGGUCCGGAGAAAGUCAAGACGGGAAACGAGGUCAUCUCGGACAACGGAAAUCUAACACUGAGUACUCUGUCCCUCGUACCCACGCCCGAAGAUCACGGGAAGAAAUUCACUUGCACGGCUGAAAACCCAUCACUGCCGGGCAGCAUCAUAGAAGACACUAGAACAGUCACCGUGCACUAUAUCCCAGAACUUAAAUUGGCGCUCGGAGCCAGCAUCCAGCACACGUCCAUCAAGGAAGGUAGCGACGUAUACUUCGACUGCAAUAUUCGAGCCAAUCCGUGGGUGUAUGACGUCGGUUGGAGGUUCCAAGAUCGGCCCCUGUACAGCAACCUGUCCGCCGGAAUUAUCGUCAGCAAUCAGUCCCUUGUCCUGCAGAGGGUGAAAAAGGAACACAGAGGGAGAUACCAGUGCGUCGCUUCCAACAGCGAGGGAGAGGGGAGGAGCGAAGAAGUUCAUCUUGAUGUUCAGUUUGCACCAGUAUGUAAGCAUGAACCCGGACAAGUAUUUGGUGUUGCUAAACUAGAAACGCUAAACAUUACGUGUGAAGUUGAAGCGGAUCCAACUGACAUCCAAUUCCACUGGACACUGAAUAAUACAGUAGAAAGUAUAGAAGUUAAAAAAUUCUUUUCUGAAGGAACUUCAAGUACUGUUUACUACACGCCGUACAACAUGCUAGGCUACGGUGCUUUGCUGUGCUGGGGUUCUAACACCAUUGGAAGGCAAAAGGAUCCAUGUGUUUAUCGAGUUGUACCAGUUGGUCCUCCAGAAGUCAUGCGCAAUUGCUUAGUCACAAACCACACAACCGUAUCACUCCUGAUACAAUGCGAACCUGGAUAUGAUGGGGGCCUUCCGCAAACCUUCCAUUUGGAAGUAUACAGCUCGACAAACGAACACCUGAGGAGUAACAUCACGGCAGAAGAAUCACCCACUUUUCUUGUGGAAGAUCUCCUGACGGGCACAUCCUUCAUUUUGAUUUUGUAUGCUGCCAAUGCAAAAGGAAGAAGUAAUUCGGUCGCAUUGAUGGCAAGUACGCUGAGACCGGCGGAGAGACACACAGCUGAAGAAGACAUCCCAACGUUGAUACCUAUGAUCGGAAUUUUCAUCGGUAUCAUAUUGGCAUUUAUCAUUCUGACAAUCGUCAUCGCAGUUGUUAUACGAUCCCGUACGAGAGGUCGACGGAAAGAAUCGGAAGAAGAGAAACAAGAAAAAUGCGAAAUUCCGAUCCAAAGUUAUAAAGAAGAAUCAAUUGAUUCAACGAUUGAAAGCCCUGAUGUAAUCCCCUCCGAUAGUCAAAUGUAUGCUGCAGACACGAAAAGCAUUCAUUUGGAAUGUACGAGGCGAAUGAAUGAAGAAAUGUACAAAAUUCUCAAACAGAAGCAGGACAAUUAUGAUCCCUUAAUUCCGAUUGCAGAACAAACGCACUCAGAGAUCUUACCGUACACAGAAUUAACAGUUAGAGGAUAUCAUAAGAGGCCAACAGCAACUUUACACAUGGAACCCCCAACGGAGUAUGCUGAUGUAUACAGGCACGGGGUUCGGACUCAAGUCUUACCCCUACCUGUGAGUGAUGCUCUCGACAAAAGAGUUCCAGAGUUGCCUUUAAUCAACAAUGUUCAACAAAAUACGCGGGACUGCAUUCGAGGUGACCACAUCGUUGCCACCACACCCUUAUGAACUCAGUGAUAUAUCAUUCUCAAAGGUCCAGUUUAUAUAACAUUAUCCCAAACCAUCAAUUUCUUCUACUGCACGAAAUCGUGUGCAUGUAUCAUAAUAAAUGUAUGCAAUUACGCAUGCACAUUCAAUUAUUAUGAAUUAAACUUCAAUUUACGUACUCACAUGAUUAUGUACAAGAAUAUAUUUAAGAAGAUAGUACAUACUCAUAUAAAAACAAUUUCAUACAAAACAUGGAUUCGCGAAGAAAUGAAAUAAUUCACCAAGUCAUUUUCCAACUUGUGAUGGCAUUAUAUCAAAUUAAUAGAAUUUAUUGUAUAUUUGUAAAAUAUAUAAAGGGACAGUGAUGUUUAAAAGAGUUAACGUCAAGGCGAUUCAAAGUCAGUUUGACAAGCAAGAAGUACAGCUCAAUUUUUAUUGAAUAACUGAUUUGUUUUUGGAAACUCUUAAUGUUGUGAUGCUACAAAAUGGUGGUUAUAUUGGGCGCAGAAAGCAAGAUGAAACAAAUUUUGUCUUUUACACUUUAACUGAAAAUGGAUUUUAUACUAUUUUUGAAAGUCACUCAGCAUUUCUGGUUGUAAUGAACAAAAACUUGGGAAGGUUUCAAGAAAUACAUAAUUUGAAGAAUGGAAGAGUCUGCAUUGAUAAUUUCUCGAUAUUUUAUACCUUAAAGAUCUACUAACUCAUUACCACAUUGAAUGUGUUGAAUUAAUUUAUAGUGUGAACAAGACUGCCAAUGUUUCUUUAAUAAUGACGUGAAUCUAAUAUUUAAAAAAUAUAUAUUUAAAAUUCUUUUAAGUAACUUUUUGAAGAUUCUAGUUUUAAUAUAAUUAUUUUUUAAUCAUCCACGUAUGUGGAAUAAAAUCAUGUAUGCACUUAAUAACUAAUUUCAUCAGCACGAACAUUUUAAAAAGAUGUUACCAUUGUAACUGUGUUUAAAAUAAAAAAUAAAUUAUGUUAAAUGCAUUUAGCUGUAGCAGCACAAUAGUAGCAAAACCUCCGAAAAAAAAAACGACAUGCUUAUGCAAUUUGCACGGAAGGCUAUUCACCUACGGAAACACAUUUUUUUUUUUUUUUUG